Messenger RNA from Sardina pilchardus (European sardine), 2816 nucleotides. RefSeq names its product UDP-GlcNAc:betaGal beta-1,3-N-acetylglucosaminyltransferase 9 (gene b3gnt9). The record is from RefSeq and is a predicted model, not a curated record. The transcript has 2 exons. Gene Ontology annotation, molecular function: hexosyltransferase activity; UDP-glycosyltransferase activity. NCBI's taxonomy places the organism in Eukaryota, Metazoa, Chordata, Actinopteri, Clupeiformes, Clupeidae. Gene Ontology annotation, cellular component: Golgi membrane. Bases 343 to 1785 code for a protein of 480 amino acids.
UUGUAUUCGGUAAUUGAAGUACUUGGGGACUCUCGCAUUCUGAGAUGUGACACAGGGCUACACCAAACAUGGAAUGACUACAUCACAAAGCCUGAUAAAUGAGCCACAAGAGAGGUCUGAUGCCAUGGGCGUGAGACUUUAGAUGGCUGGACCUGGGGAUGGUUACUCUCAAGACCCCUGGAGUUGCAGCAGUGCCGUGAAUGCAAAUUGUCCCAGAAGGGAGCAGUUAGGAGCCAUUCCAGACUUCUGCUAAUGGAGAACCAGCAUGCAGCACACUCACCGACGCAGCCUGACUUUACUUUGAGGGGGCCGGACAGAAGGCCCAUAUGGGGAAAGUAAUUCAUGCUUGAAGAAAGGGGGCUUUUUUUUUCCACUAGCGAGGGAGUUUGUGCGCCGGCCACGAUGAGAAGGAUUCACCUAAAGGGAGACGUGGUUUGUACCCUCGUCCUGUUGGCACUGUUCUGUCUCUUGUUGUACGCCCACCACAGUCUCACACCCUUUUGGGAGAGCUGGCAGUUGGAGCAGGGUGCACCGAGCUCGCGCUCUCUUCUAGGGGCUCCGUUGGAUAGCCAAGGCACAGGGCCGGCCCUGACCAAGCCUCCAGACUUACCACGGUGCAGGCCAGAGUCGCAGGUCAGCUCCGUGCCAAUGAAGACGGCGCUGAAAGCCAAGGCUCAGUCCAAAAACAAGGCUCAGUCCAAAACCAAAAAAAAGCCCAAAGGUGGGUCAAGGAAACCUGUGCCUACUGUGGCCAAGACUGCAGUGGGGCCGACCCUUGCCCCCUUCGACUUCGAGGACUACCUCCGCAAGAAGGACAACCGGGAUUUCAGGAUGACGAUCGAUCAGCCAGACAAAUGCAGAGGCCCAGAUGGAGCUCCUUAUCUACUCAUAGUUGUGAAGUCGGUGGCUGCGGACUUUGACAAGAGGCAGGUGGUGCGUCGCACCUGGGGCCGAGAGGGCGUCGUCCAGGAAGGGGUCGACAUCAAGACGGUCUUCCUGCUGGGAGUGCCCAGGAAUCGCACCUCGCUGCCGCUGUGGGACAGGCUCCUGGCGUACGAGAGCGCCACCUUCAGGGACAUCCUCCUCUGGGACUUUGAGGACACCUUCUUCAACCUCACCCUCAAGGAGACCCACUUCCUGCAGUGGGUGAACCACAGCUGCGCGGGGGUCAAGUUCAUCUUCAAGGGCGACGCUGACGUCUACGUGAACGUGGAGAACAUCCUGGAGAUGUUGCGCGGGGUCGACGCCCACAAGGACCUCUUCGUGGGCGACAUCAUCGUCCGGGCGCGACCCAUACGCCGGCGCAGCAGCAAGUACUACGUGCCCGAGUUCGUGUACGGGCAGGGCGUGUACCCGUCAUACGCCGGCGGCGGCGGCUUCGUCAUGUCGGGCCACACGGCGCUCCGGCUGAACCGCGCGUGCCAGGAGGUGGAGCUGUUCCCCAUCGACGACGUGUUCCUGGGCAUGUGCCUGCAGCGCAUCGGCCUGCAGCCCGCGCGGCACGAGGGCUUCCGCACGUUCGGCAUCGUGCGCUCCUCGGCCGCGCCGCACCUGCAGGUGUUCGACCCCUGCUUCUACCGCGAGCUGAUGGUGGUGCACAGCCUGACGGUGCCGCAGAUCUGGCUCAUGUACAAUCUGCUGCACGACCCCCACCUCUCCUGUCACACCAACCGCACGCCCACGUCGUGGCCCUUCAAGUGGAGAGAUAAGAUCCCCAGUGCCACUAAAGGGCCAGCUGACCCAGGGGAGGAGGACUAUGGGCAGAAAGUAUUUGUGAAACAUUGAGUGUGUAGAGGCACGGGCCAUGCACAUCCCAGGCCUAAGUUGGAUGGGUGCAGGAUCCAGUAUGAGCGUAUCAUAAGAGGAUAAGAGAAUUAUUCACACACCAGAGGUCUGAAGAGCCGCAGGCUCAAAAUGUAAAAAAAAAAAAAAUAUGAAUGGGAGCCAUCUGGUGUGUAAAUAAUCUCUUAUCCGCUUGUGAACACUGAGCUUGUGACUAUACUGUGAAUGUGUCGAUACGAUAAAAGUGGUUUAAAACCUAAUAUGGAUCAUAAAUUAUAUUGUUUUCACUCAAAUCACCUUUUAAAAAAAUAUUUUGUUCAUUAUGUACGCAUGUUUGUAUGUCAUAUGUCAUGUGCUGGUUUGUGCACAUAAGUUCUUGUGAGGUGGUGGAGGCAAGAUUGAAUUCAACAGUUUUGUGAACUCGUGCCCUCGAGUAAAAUCAAGGGUUUGAAGGUUUGCUCUGCCCAUUUGCAGCAUCAGACAAGAUGGCGGCAGGGAUUUCCCCAAGAGAGUGGAAAUGUUUUUCAUUUCCCAGAAGAAUGGACAUUUGGAGUGGAAGGCACUCAAAGAGCUUUAAAGACUCCAUGAUGAGUGUUUGGAUUCACAAAAACCUUGUGAAUCUAGUUUACUUUGUUUGCACAAAUUCAGACUUGGAAACACUUGAAGGUACUGUUGCCUUGAAAUAAUGACUGUUUUCUUUGCAAUCUUUGUGCUAUCAGAUGAAGUUUGUUACGUCAAGUCAAACAGCUAUGAGUGCCAUGUUGUCCCAGGCAGACUUGUAGAUCAGAGGCAGUGACCUAACGCCAAAAUGUAAAUAACCUCAGAAGUGACCAACAUUCCAGAUGCAUGAAACCUGCUGUUAGAAUGAUGACCUUUGAAAAUGUAUCAGUAUUACCUCUGAAUAGUCUGCUGUAUGUAAAGUCUAUUGACAAUAGAAAUGUUAAAUUCAGAAUUUGAAAACACUGAAAGGGUUCCUGGAGAGUCACAUGCAUGUAAAACUUGUUCUUUUGAAAAGAAGAAAAAACAUGAAAGGA